AUGUUUUCUACUGAUAUAUUAGUACUAACAUUUCUAUGUUUCUUAGCUAGUCUAAUUGCUCUUGGGUAUUUCAUGCUAUAUUCUGAUGGAGAAACGAACAUUAUGAAACGUAGAAAACGUACCAUAUCUAUGAGUAAACCGUUGGAUAACAAAAGUGCAAGACGUGAAAUUGCCCGUUUUUAUAGCUUCGACAAGCAAGCUCAUCAUAAAAUGAGUUCAUUUCCAAGUGAAUUUGGUGUUGGUUAUGGUGCUGAUCAAUCAAAAAGAGGUUCUGUUGGAAACACAAGUUUAAAAGUAAUAAAAAAAACCUUCAUACCUCAUCACAAACAGCAAAGACGUAGUCUGCAACCAGUAUCAUUCCAUCAUUCAUAUGAAAAUGAUCAUAGCCCACCCAGUCAAAGAAACCAAGGGAUUAGAUUUAUUUGUGGUUUACAAACUCCGCCUAUAAGCAUAACUAAGCCUAAAACAGUACAACCAGACUAUAGGCUAUUUACACAAAAGCAGGGAUUAACUCGAGCCUUCUCUGAAAGUUGCGCAACAAUGCUUGUCAAUCCUAACAACGAUACAAUUCAUGUUAAUAGUGAGACCAGUGAUGACAAAAAGUUUAGCUUAUCCAGCAAUGAGACAAAAAGAUGUAUUCGUUUACCGAAAUUAAGUGAGCCAAACCUAGACAGACAUUUUCAUCUAUGGCUCAGUUGUUCAAAAUUCAACACGCCAAUAUUUCACGUGGAUAAAUCUGCUACAUCUUCACAUGAAUCUGUGUGGUUUGAAGCUAAACGUCGUUUAAGUAGUACAGAGGUGUUUGAUCCUGUUAUGCGCAUUCUGUCCACAGUACCAUUAAGAAAUCAAACAGAUGUAGACACAUCAUGGACAAACUUCACAAUGAAUCCAGACACAAAUGGACAUAUAUGCUUUUCAUUAGUUUACACGUGUACAUUGAGUACGCUGAAUGUUACAAUUAACCGGUUGAUUGGUGUUAGUAAUCUCAUUAAAAGUUCAAAUGCCCUACCCAGUCAAACUUCAGCAAAUUUUGUUGUUAGUCUACGUUUACGACAUAGCAGGAAGCCUUCAGUAUAUAAAAGUGAAGGGGAGGGAGAAGGAAGAAAAACAGAUUCAGAAGCGGAAAGCGAUGGUUUUCAUAAAAAGUAUUUCACUCAACCAGUUUCAACUUCAUUAAAUCCAAAUUUUGACCAGUCAUUUGUGUUUCAAAUAACUUUGAAUGAAUUGAAGAAUGCUGAACUGGUUUUAACAGUGUUACAAUCAACAACAAUGAACACUCCUAUGGAUGAAGGUGUAAGAGUAGGAGACAGUAUACAAAGACGAAAUAAUUCUGUGACUUCCUAUCAUUGUCCACAUGUUCAUGAUGUUGGCAAAUGUUCACGUAGAGUGAAUAUAGUCUCUGAAGAGAUGAGAUGUAUUGGUGUGACAUUUUAUCGAUUAAAUCAACAUGAACUGAUAAACUGUCCAGAAAGAAUGCAAAAUAUCUGGCAAGAAUUACGUAAACUGCCUGAGUUACAAGACACGCAGCUUGAAACGAACAAGGCAAAUACUAAUAAUAAGGCAUCAACAGCUUCCAUUAAUAGUCCUUUAGACUAUGAAACUUGGGCUUUCAUCUCAGAAAAUGAAGAGCACAGUGUGAAUAAAAUGGAGAAUGAAAAACUUUGGGCAAGUGGUAUUUCAGAUGUUCCUCAAAGAGAACCUGUUAACAAGUCGAUGGCAAAAAUAUCCAUUUUAUACAAAAGAGAAUCAUCUAUCCUUGAAAUAUGCGUGGAAGAGUUUACACAUUUGAAGAUUUACAAAAAUGAGACUGAAAUGAUGUUUCAAGCACUGUUCUGUCUCGGAAAUACAACUUUAUCGGUUGUAAAGGGUAGACCAUUCAAAAUACCAAAGCCAAGGAGUGAUGAAGCUAACGUAGAUGAGAAACAGAAAUUCAACGUAUAUGACCAGAUUUCAAUUCCUAAUACUGAGCAUGUAUCAUUGAAUGUGGAUAUGAAUCGAUUACUUAACUAUACUAAUGUUGGAGUCCUUUUGCAGGUAUUUGUUCGCACAGACUUUUCACACCAGCCACGACGUUUGGCAAAUAUUUCAGUUGGUGAAACCAAAGUUACUCAUGAUUUGUCUCUACUUCAAUGGAAUGAUUUGAUCAAGGAAUUAAAACGAUUGAAAAAUGAUAACCUAUUCACUGCAACAAAGAAGAUAACUUAUUGGCAUUCAAUCGAUGCAGUAUAAUCUGUUCACUGCAGGCUGAUGUCUGGUAGGAAAACACAUGAGAGUUGUAUGACAGUGUCCAAACGAAAGUAAGCAGAGAAUAAAGAAAGCAUUUGUGUAUUCGAAUAAUCAAAAAUAUACCCCGUGACCUCUAGAUAUUUAC
Heterobilharzia americana is the source of this 2371-nucleotide messenger RNA. The record is from the annotation of a GenBank genome assembly. NCBI's taxonomy places the organism in Eukaryota, Metazoa, Platyhelminthes, Trematoda, Strigeidida, Schistosomatidae.